UGUCCCUGCGCCGGAAGUCUCGCUGGGUUGAGUUGGUGGACUUGCCUGCGUGCCCUGUAGGCUUGCUGGGGAGUCGCCAUGGCGCCCAAAGGAAAGGUGGGAACCAAAGGUAAAAAGCAGAUAUUUGAAGAAAACAAGGACACGCUCAAGUUCUAUCUGCGAAUCAUCCUAGGAGCGAAUGCCAUUUACGGAAUUGUAAACCUUGGGAUCUUCUAUGUAACAGCCACCAUUUGGACUUGGAUUGCCUUUGUGUUCAGCCUGAUGGUCUAUGGGGCCAGUUACCACUCGAUGAGGUCAAUGGCAAAGCCUACUUUUGCAGAGGGAGGCAGCCUCACUGAUGGCGGGAUUGACCUGAAUAUGGAGCAGGGAAUGGCAGAGCAUCUGAAGGAUGUGAUUUUGCUUACAGCCAUAGUCCAAGUGCUCAGCUGUUUUUCCCUCUACGUGUGGUACUUCUGGCUUUUGGCUCCUGGACGAGCACUUUAUCUCCUGUGGGUUAACAUCCUGGGUCCUUGGCUCACUGCAGAAUCUCCAGCUGCCAAUCAAGAGCCCAACGAGAAGAAACAGCGCCGGCAAGAACGCCGGCAGAUGAAGCGGUUUUAGCUGCGGUCCUGGUCGUGAAUGUCGUGCCCACUUUGGUCUCUGCGUGGCUGUUUAUCAGGGAUUUGAACCAAUCAGAAAACACCAGGGGGUUGUUCUCUCUUCUUGCCCUUGCCCUUCUGCUGAUGUCUGUUCAUCCUAAGGCUAGAUGGCUUGCAAUAGGGAGACUGAGCCCCAAGCAAAUUGUUGCCUUUGUCUGCCUUAUGACGAGGGGUGAGGAGGGGGGUCAUGGGGGGUCUUCAGAUGUGUAAAUAUCUUUCUAAAAUGAUGCUGUAAUAGGAAUCUGAGGAUGAAGGUCUUUCAGCGUUGGAAGCAAUGGUGCAUUAAAAAGACACACACACACACA
Candoia aspera is the source of this 943-nucleotide messenger RNA. It is a transcript of the gene TMEM208, whose product is annotated as transmembrane protein 208. Gene Ontology annotation, biological process: vacuolar protein processing. Gene Ontology annotation, cellular component: intracellular membrane-bounded organelle. The transcript has 6 exons. The record is from RefSeq and is a predicted model, not a curated record. Lineage: Eukaryota; Metazoa; Chordata; Lepidosauria; Squamata; Candoiidae. The coding region runs from base 79 to 600 and encodes 173 amino acids.